GUGCCAGGAGAGCUUUGAAUAACAGAGAGAGGGGGGAGAAAUAAAAGGAAUAAGCACCACAAGCCCUCAGUUUUCCAGCAGCAAGGCGAAGACACAGGAAUAACCAUGCCUGAGCCAGUCCCUGCAGCUAAACCGGAGGGGCAGGAUGGUCUCCCUGCAGAUGGAGAGCCCGGGUCAACGGAGCUCACUGGACUCUUCGUUGAGAAGCCCCCAGAGGAAGUAGUUGCUGUUACAGGGACGGAUAUCACUUUCAUAGCCAAGGUUGACUCCACCACCCUGACAAGGAAACCCACCAUGAAGUGGCUGAAAGGCAAGUGGAUGGACCUUGGCAGCAAGGCUGGAAAACACAUGCAGUUCAAGGAAACUUAUGACAGGAAUACUAAGAUCUAUACUUAUGAAAUGAAGAUCAUCAAAGUCGUUGCUGGAGAUGCUGGGGGCUACAGGUGCGAAGUGACGGCAAAAGACAAGUGUGACAGCUCCACUUUUGAGAUCACUGUUGAGGCUGCACAGCAGGAGCAGAAGGAAGAUAUUUUGUCUGCCUUCAAGAGAGCGGAUGCUGGAGAGGACGAGGGAGAUCUGGAUUUUAGUGCUCUGCUGAAAGCUGCUAAGAAAAAGAAACCUGUAAAAGAGGAACCAGAAGUCGACGUGUGGGAAUUGCUUAAGAAUGCCCAUCCAAGCGAGUAUGAGAAAAUCGCCUUUGAGUAUGGCAUCACUGACCUGAGGGGCAUGCUGAAACGACUGAAGAAGAUGAAGGUCGAGCCCAAGCAUAGCGAGGCUUUCCUGAAGAAGCUUGAGUCUUGCUACUCUGUGGAAAAGGGCAAGAAGAUUGUCCUGAGAUGUGAAGUGGUUGACCCUGAUGUCCAGGUCAAAUGGUUGAAGAACGGCCAGGAAAUCAAACCCUCAGCCAAGUACAUCAUGGAAGCCACCGGGAAUAUCAGAACCCUCACCAUCAAUAAGGCGACCCUGGCUGACGAUGCUGCCUAUGAGUGUGUGGUUGGAGAGGACAAGUGUUUCACAGAGGUGUUUGUCAAAGAGCCCCCGGUGACCAUCACCAAGCUGAUGGAUGACUAUCAUGUGGUCGUUGGAGAAAGAGUGGAGUUUGAGAUUGAGGUGUCAGAGGAGGGCGCACACGUCAUGUGGUACUUUGAGGAAAUAGAGCUCCACAAAGACAAGGACUCCAAGUAUCGCUUCAAGAAGGAUGGAAAGAAGCACACUCUCAUCAUCCAGGAGGCUACGCUGGAUGACAUUGGAAUGUACCAUGCUUGGACAAACGGGGGGCAUACUAAAGGAGAGCUGGAGGUGGAAGAAAAACAACUGGAGGUGCUGCAGGACAUUGCUGAUCUGACAGUCAGGGCAACAGACCAGGCUAUGUUCAAGUGCGAGGUGUCUGAUGACAAGGUCACAGGAAAGUGGUACAAAGACGGAGUGGAGGUCUUGCCAAGUGAGCGCAUCAAAAUGACUCACAUCGGAAGGUUUCAUCGGUUGAUUAUUGAUGAUGUGAAGCCAGAGGAUGCUGGAGACUACACAUUUGUCCCUGAUGGAUACGCCCUGUCACUUUCUGCCAAACUCAACUUCUUGGAAAUUAAGAUCGACUAUGUGCCCAGACAAGAUCCUCCAAAGAUCCACCUGGACACCACCGGAAACAUGGUUUCCCAAAACACCAUCAUUGUGGUGGCAGGAAACAAGCUCCGUCUGGAUGUGGAGAUUACAGGAGAGCCAGCGCCCACCUGUGUUUGGUCCAAAGGAGAUCAACCAAUUACAGACACAGAAGGGCGCGUUAGGGUGGAGGCCAGGAAGGACCUGAGCUGCUUCGUCAUAGAGGGGGCAGAAAGGGAGGAUGAGGGCAACUACACCAUCUGUGUUACCAACCCUGCUGGAGAGGACAAGGCUGUGCUAUUUGUGAAAAUUGUGGAUGUGCCUGACCCUCCUGAGAAUGUCAAAUGCACAUCAGUUGGAGAGGACUGCGCCACUAUCAUUUGGGACGCUCCCAAAUUCGAUGGCGGUGCACCCCUCAAAGGCUAUCUCAUGGAAAGGAAAAAGAAAGGCUCCUCCAGAUGGACAAAGCUCAACUUUGACGUAUAUGAAUCGACAACAUAUGAGGCUAAGAGGAUGAUUGAGGGUAUUCUGUAUGAGAUGAGGGUGUUUGCUAUCAACAGCAUCGGCAUGUCUCCACCAAGUCUCACUUCCAAACCCUUCAUGCCUAUUGCUCCAACCAGUGAGCCAACACGUCUGACAGUGCAUGAUGUCACGGACAGUACAUGCAGCCUGAAGUGGCUCGCCCCAGAGAAGAUUGGAGCCGGUGGCUUGGAUGGCUAUGUUAUUGAAUACUGCAAAGACGGAGACACUGAGUGGGUAGUAGCAAACCAGGAACUUUGUGAGAGGCAGGGAUUUGUGGUGCGUGGCCUCCCCGUGGGAGAGAAGAUCAACUUCAGGGUGGUGGCAGUAAACAUCGCUGGACGCAGUCCUCCAGCUACGAUGUCACAGCCCGUCACCAUUCGUGAGAUCAUGGAGCAUCCUAAGAUCCGCCUCCCUCGUGACCUGAGAACAAAGUACAUCCGGAAAGUAGGAGAAAAGAUCAACCUGACCAUCCCCUUCCAGGGUAAGCCGCGCCCUGUUGCAACCUGGUACAAGGAUGGUCAACCCCUUGACCCCAAGAUGGUCAACGUCCGUAACUCAAACGUAGACAGCAUCCUCUUUAUCCGUGCAGCAGAGAGAGAGCACUCUGGAACAUAUGAGCUGGUGCUACAGAUUGAGAACAUGGAGGACAGAGCCUCCAUUGUCAUUAGGAUUGUUGAUAAACCUGGACCUCCUUUGAACCUGAGGGUGACAGAUGUCUGGGGCUUCAAUGCAGCACUGGAGUGGGAUCCCCCCAAGGAUGAUGGCAACUGUGAGAUUAGUGGAUACACCAUCCAGAAGGCAGACAUGAAGACUAAGGAAUGGUUCACUGUUUAUGAGCACAACAGACGGACAAAUUGCACAGCUUCAGACCUGAUCAUGGGCAAUGAAUACAUGUUCCGCGUCUACAGUGAAAAUCUCUGCGGCCUGAGCGAGGAGCCACGCUUUAGCAAGAACACAGCCGUCAUUGCCAAGACAGGCCUGGAGCACAAACGAAACCCCUACAAGGAGAAAGACAUGUCCUGUGUGCCUAAGUUUACUCAGCCCCUGGUUGACAGAUCUGUAGUGGCCGGUUACAGCACCGCCCUCAGCUGCGCCGUCAAAGGCUUCCCCAAGCCUAAGAUUGUCUGGAUGAAGAACAAGAUGAUUAUCGGUGAUGACCCCAAGUUCUUGAUGCGGAACUACCAAGGAGUGCUGACCCUCAACAUUCGCAAGCCAGGAAGCUUCGAUGGGGGCAAAUACUCCUGCAUGGCCAUCAAUGAGCUGGGCCAGGACGAAGUGGAGUGUCAGCUGAAUAUCCGAACUGCCAUCGACCCGGACAAGAAGUGAGAAGUCGAACAGCAAAUAAUGUGAAAAAACAGUGAAUUAAAAGUGAAUAUCAGUAUGGAAAGCGCACACUGUCAAAAGUGAAUCUAAUAAAAUGUAGUCAUGCCUGCGAUAAACUA
Molecule: messenger RNA, 3560 nt
Organism: Plectropomus leopardus (leopard coralgrouper)
Lineage: Eukaryota; Metazoa; Chordata; Actinopteri; Perciformes; Serranidae
Gene: mybpc2b
Product: myosin binding protein Cb
Biological process (GO): sarcomere organization
Cellular component (GO): M band
Molecular function (GO): protein binding
Source: RefSeq, a predicted model, not a curated record